GGGGGGCAGGAGAGGACGGUGGAGGUCCCAGCUCUGAUCCAGACCAGGAGCUGACACCUUGACCUUGUCCAUCUCUGCUGAGAUCUCAUGCAUCUCGCACAAGGAUUUGGAUGGCUGAGUUAAGCGCUGAGGUAAGGCCAUUUCCCGGCUUUGUACCUCAUUUUCCUUAGCUACAGCGUGGAGCUGACACUGUUUCUGUGCUGCAUGCACGGGCUUUGAGCCUCGGCUAAGCAAUGUUUAUAAAGCUCAGGGCCUUCUUGUCUCUCAGAACCUGGGAUGCCGUGUGUGUGGCCAUGAGCACAAUAUACCUGUGUCUGUGGCUUUAUGUAUUUGGCAAAACUGCAAGAUCCUGGAUAAGAAAAAACCCCUAUAAAUAUAUUAAACUACUCAUGAAAUGUUCCCCAUGUCCACCUGCAGGCUUGUCUUGUAUUAUGCUUUAAACUUCCCACUGGAAAAAGAGGGUAAAACUGAUUAGAUCUUUUUUAUUUUCCUCCAGAAGUGUUUGGUUUCCAAGUGGCCGGGAACAGCUGUGGGCUGGAUGGUGGGAAUGUGGCCUCCGAGUUACAGGGUUUUGGCAGAGCUGGCCAUGAUGUUAUGGUUCGUGGUAGGUGCCCUCUUCCCAGCGCUGCUCCUGGCCGCACCCCCCCCCAUCAACAAGCUCGCCCUCUUCCCGGACAAGAGCGCUUGGUGCGAGGCAAAGAACAUCACCCAGAUCGUGGGGCACAGCGGCUGCGAGUCCAAGUCCAUCCAGAACAGGGCCUGUCUGGGACAGUGUUUCAGCUACAGCGUCCCCAACACCUUCCCUCAGUCCACGGAGUCCCUGGUGCACUGCGACUCCUGCAUGCCAGCCCAGUCCAUGUGGGAAAUCGUGACACUGGACUGUCCAGGCAACGACGAGAUCCCCAGGGUUGACAAGCUGGUGGAGAAGAUCCUUCACUGUAGCUGCCAGGCUUGCGGGAAGGAGCCGAGCCACGAGGGAGCCCUGUUCAACGUCUACCUGAACGCGGAGGAGAACAUGCCCGCGGAGGGUCCCAGCCCCCAUCACUAUGCCCACCACCAACAGGAGGUGGAAGAACCUCCCGCCUCCAGCCACCACCAUCACGAGGAGGAGGGCGACGACUGACCUGGCCCUUGCGGACUGUCCUUGCAGCCAGCGGCGCGGGCAGGGGGUGUGUGCGAGGGAGAGGGCUGGGGUUGGGGGAGGGAGGGGGGUGGUGGAGUCUUUCCUGUCUAAUAGCUACCCUCACGCUUUGCUCUCCACGACACCCCGGGGCUGGAGGAACGUUCUGAGGCUCAAGCAGGGCUGAGGGGCGGCCGUGGGGCUGGAGCUGCAGGGCGAGAGAGGAGGGCUCGGCGUCUUCUGAUGCAAAACUACUUGCACAUAAUAGUAAUAAUAUAUUGAGAGGAGCGGGAGCCCGGACGAGGGGGUUUCGGCUGAGAGCCAGAGCUGAGCUGGGCUCUGCCGGGGCUGGCUGCAGGCUCCCGAACCUGCUCUUCACUGCGGGUCACACGCACCCUCGCUGAGCCCUGGGGUUUUCGGGUGGAGGAAGAAAGGACGCAGCUUCUCCACGGUCCCACAAGAGACGCGCAUCUCUCCCGGAGCGUGCGGGGCCGCCGGCAUCCCUUCUUCCCCCUGCCUGCCUAAGGACACGUGGGCUCAGCAUGGACGCGCUGUCCCUCCUGGCACGUGCUGGAUCUUAAUUCACCCCCAACCCCCUUGCCUUAAUUAAUUGGGUAGCUCUUGGGGGGUGUGUGGCCCCCGGGGUGUGCCUCUGGGGCUGUGUGUGUGACGUUGUGGGGAGCCGCGGUGACGAGAGCCCUUACCCUGCUGGUCCUCAGGGCCACCGCGGAGCUCCCCGGGAACGAGGGACCUGGGCCAUGCCACAGGCGCGGGGGCUUCGCGCUUGGCAUGGCCCCCAGGGGAAAGCCAGGAGCAGGUUCGUGUGGGGGUGGGCUGGGUGGGAGCCAGCCCCUCUCCCCCCUCUCCCUGCUGCACUUUAACGGUGGUGGAGGGAGAAGGGGGACGAGUGCCGGGAUGCUGAUGUACUUUUGCAGGGGGCUGCUCGUGCAGGGCUGGGGAGGCUCGGGGGCGGGGGGGGGGACAGCCCUGGGCCCCUCCUGCUACCCCUUUCUCUCAGUUGUAUAAAGCUGAUUUCUUUGGCGCUGUCCUGACAAGAGCUUCCAGAGCUUGUAAUCGAUGCCUCCCCCUCCUUUUUACAAGGUUUUUUGUUUAUUUGUUUGUUUUUUGUUUGUUUUUUUUUUUUUUUUCUUAAAUAAAUUAGUUCUGACUUCCA
Falco peregrinus (peregrine falcon) is the source of this 2294-nucleotide messenger RNA. RefSeq names its product NBL1, DAN family BMP antagonist (gene NBL1). The record is from RefSeq and is a predicted model, not a curated record. Bases 539 to 1123 code for a protein of 194 amino acids. The transcript has 4 exons. Gene Ontology annotation, biological process: animal organ morphogenesis. Lineage: Eukaryota; Metazoa; Chordata; Aves; Falconiformes; Falconidae. Gene Ontology annotation, molecular function: receptor ligand activity; BMP binding.